UCAUUAAAUGAAAAUUUGGACAACUCACAGUAUGGAUGAGUGAUAGUAAAUAAUCAAAGGGUUAGAUCUGGGAAUUUGCUUUGGACUCUGGAUGUGACACUAGAAAAGAUGUGUCAACCACUGGAUGGGUCUCUCUGCCGGCUUCUCUAAUGUAGUAUACUUCGGGCGCCAUCUUGCUUACACUCAUCCACCUCCCCUAGUGAGCAGCCAGGGCGGGGGUGCUAGAGGUUGUGUGUGUGUGUGUGUGUGUCUGAGGCGUUUCGGAUUGGAGAUGCAAAAAGAAAGGGCAGUUUCGAGGAAGUGACGGACGAGGCUCAGGGGACUGGUCAGAGGAAGUUUGCUCGAUGGUUGGUACCGUGCUGCUGAACCAAACUUUUCCCCCCUGAGCAGCGGCGGCACCGUGGAUCGGGACGGACGGAUCCAGCGGCGGAGGGAGCUUUUGUUUCCUCGCCACACGAGCACCGCUGAGGACUAACUUGAGGUCGGGAGAGAAAACGGGGGAUCGCAGAGGAAUUUCACUCCCGCAACCAAGCCCCCCUUUUCCCUUCGCUUCCCCGCGCCUCCUCUGUUUUUUUUUACCCCGGUAUUCGCGAUGGGGAAGGAGCAGGAACUUCUCGAAGCGGCGCGGACUGGAAACCUGGCCGCGGUGGAGAAGCUUUUAUCCGGGAAGCGACAGAGUGCUGGCACCGGCAGCGGAUCGUCUGGGACCGGUGGAAGUGGCAACAGCGGCGGACACGGCGCCUCCUCUCAUCCGCUCUCCAGUCUGCUCAGCAUCUGGAGAGGCCCCAAUGUGAAUUGUGUGGACAGCACUGGAUACUCCCCUCUCCACCACGCCGCCCUAAAUGGACACAGCGAGGUGGUGGAGGCGCUGCUACGAAACGAGGCCUUGACGAACAUCGCCGACAACAAGGGCUGCUACCCUCUCCAUCUGGCUGCGUGGAAGGGAGAUGAACAUAUCGUCAAACUGCUCAUUCACCAAGGACCUUCACACCCCAAACUCAACGAGCAGAGCUCUGUAGACCAUAAAGAGUUCAAACGCUGUGGGCCCUUUGACCCCUAUAUUAAUGCCAAGAACAAUGACAACGAGACACCGCUGCACUGUGCCGCCCAGUACGGCCACUCCCGGGUGGUGCGGCUGCUGCUGGAGGAGCUGACGGACCCCACUAUGAGGAACAACAAGUUUGAGACUCCACUGGACCUGGCUGCGCUGUACGGCCGCCUGGAGGUGGUCAAGCUGUUGCUCAGUGCACACCCCAACCUGCUCAGCUGCAACACCAAGAAACACACGCCGCUGCAUCUGGCGUCUCGGAACGGACACCUGUCUGUGGUGGAGGUGCUGCUGGACGCUGGCAUGGACAUCAACUAUGAGACGGAGAAAGGCAGUGCCCUCCACGAAGCAGCCUUGUAUGGGAAGACGGAUGUGGUGCAGAAACUUCUCAGUGCAGGUAUCGAUGUGAACAUCGUUGAUCAGAAGGGCCUGACAGCGCUGGACAUUGUCAAGGACAUGCCCUCCCAGAAGAGCAGAGAGAUAGCCGCUCUCAUCUUAGGUCACAUGACUGGAAAACCCCCUGACAUUGACCUUCCCCCUCCACCAAUCCCUCCGCCUCAGGAGAGUCCCAGCCCACGGAAAAAGGGUGAUCUGGAGAAGGUGAGUGAGCUGAUCUCGGGGCUGGCCCCGGGGCCUGAGGAGGAGAGCCCGUACGAGGCUCUGUUUGAAGCCACCUCUUGCCACUCUCUGGACAGCCUCACCAGCGGCAAGUCCUCCGACAGGGACUCUGGGCGGCCGGAUAGUGAAGCUGGCAAGAAAGAUCGCCUGGUCCACUCAUCACAUGCUGGCCCUGGUCAUGAAGAAGAGGUGAGCUCAGAGGCCCUGUAUACUAAUAGCAGUAUUGAUGAGAGAGGCGAGCCGGCGGAGGAGGAGGAGGAUCACACGUAUGAGUUGUUGCUGACUGCUCAGACCAAACACCCACCGCCCAGCCUGGAGCCCCAGUCCAAUAAAGAUGAGAACACCACUAUACAGUCUUCCAACAGUGUCCUACCUCAGCGUAAACCCACUGCCCCGAAUGACCUCAGAGCCCCGAGCAAGACGAAAGACACCCUGCACCCUCACCCACGGGCACCUGGAGAUAACUCCCAGCCCGGCCAGGAUCAGGGAGCAGGUGUCCCGGAGCAGUUCACUGGCCUCCUGCACGGAUCCUCCCCUGUCUUCGACUGCCGCGAGGAGCCCUUCAGGCUUCCAGGUGUCCCGCCACCCAACCAGGGCCAGCCAGAAUCAAGAAAACCCGCCAAAGUGAAAGAGGAAGUAGCAGCAGCUGCACCGCCACCGAGCCGUCCCAGUAUGGCCGCCAUCCUGACAGACUGUGAUCCAAAAGCAAUUUAUGCAACUGUGAACAAGGAGCCAAGGGACUUAGGGGCCGGGGCAGCGUCUGCCGUUAGGAUGCGCCCUCCAGGGGACCUGAAGCUGGCACGCAGCCUCUCCAAGUCUGACUCAGACUUGCUCGUGUCGCCCCCUAGUGAGGAGGACGGAGGAUUGGGAAACCGUAGCGAGUCUGUUUCUAACUGUAGCACUGGCAAGAAGAGGCUUGAGAAAUCUCCCUCUUUCACCUCAGAAUGGGACGAGCAGACACCGACGAACUCUCCUACCACAAUACCACGAAGAUCUAAUUCUGCUGAGAGCAUCGAGAAGAUCAUGACGCUGAUUGGUGCUGGCAUCGAUUUUUCCAGAGAUCAGCAAUAUGCUACACCAGCAGGUGCUGCCGGCCGGCUGCUGGACCAGCCUGUGGGAGACUGGCUGGAGCACGUGGGGCUGCCGCAGUACGAGAGCAAACUACUCCUGAACGGCUUCGAUGACCUGCACUACAUGGGGAGCAAUGUAAUGGAGGACCAGGACUUGAGAGAGAUUGGGAUCACAGACCCAAGCCACAGGAAGAAGAUCCUGCACGCAGCACGUUCAUUACCAAAGGUGAAAGCUCUGGGCUGUGACGGCAGCAACUCCCUCUCCUCCUGGCUGGAGAAUCUGGGCCUGCACGAGUACUUACACAACUUCCUGGCCAGCGGCUACCGCACUCUGGACUGUGUCAAAAACCUGUGGGAGCUGGAGAUUGUCAAUGUGCUAAAGAUCUCCCUACUUGGUCACAGGAAACGCAUCAUUGCUUCCUUAGCGGAGAGACCCUACGAGGAACCUCCGGUCAAGCCUCCUCGUUUGUCUCAGAUCAGGUGCCAAGAUUUGCCUGGAUCCCAGACGUCGUCCCCCCUCAGUCAGAUGGAGUCCUACACAGGACGCUCAAUGGACCCUUUGCUGCCAGUGGGAGAGCCAGGGAGGAAAAAAGUGGCAGACACUGACUAUGACGUUACCCAAAGAUAUCGCAGUGAUCGAGUCAGGUCACAUGAACGGUACGAAGAGCGGCAUCGAGAGCCCCGUCUGACCCUGCGGCCGCCGAGUCUGGCAGCACCGUACGCCCCGGUCCAGAACUGGCAUCAUCAGCCUGAGAAACUCAUCUUUGAAUCCUGCGCCUAUGAAGCCAGUUACCUUGGUUCCAUGCUGAUUAAGGAUCUGCGGGGUACCGAGUCCACGCAGGAUGCCUGUGCCAAAAUGCGGAGGUCGACAGAACAAAUGAGAAAAGUCCCGACCAUCGUCCUUUCCAUCACCUACAAGGGUGUGAAGUUCAUUGAUGCAGCCAAUAAGAACAUCAUCGCGGAGCAUGAGAUCCGUAAUAUUUCAUGUGCAGCCCAGGACCCAGAGGACUUGUGCACAUUUGCCUACAUCACCAAGGACCUGCAGACCAGCCACCACUACUGCCAUGUGUUCAGCACAGUAGACGUGAACCUGACCUAUGAGAUUAUACUGACGCUCGGCCAGGCGUUUGAGGUAGCCUAUCAGCUGGCUCUGCAGGCCCAGAGGACCAAACAGCACCAGAACCUCCCAGCGGGACCCAGCUCAGAGGUCAUUGAGACCAAGUCCAGCCGACCUGUACCUAGACCACGAGGCAGCGUACGGAAGUCAGGGGGCGACAUCGUGGAGCAAGAGGGGGAUUCUCAGUCCCAGGGCAGCGCUACGUGGCUGGUGGACCCCAAGGAAUCCAAGCGCACUAUCAGCACUAACUGAACACUGUGGCCUCUCCCAAGCCAGUAAGAAAGGACAGGAUUGAGCCCUGUUGCAUGGUGGGUAAGGUGUUUUGUUGGGCCAAAGCAGCAGAAUCACAUCAGCAGGUGGAUCAAGCUCGCCACAGUAACACACGGGCCUGGAAGCAAACAGACGUAAAGCUUUCAAGAGUUCAUCACCACACACACACGCGCGCGCUCAGUUUAACUUCCUGUCCGUCAGAAAGUGACACUCAGAUGUAUUUGUUGUGCUUUAUGUAUUUCCUCUUAACACGUAUCAGACCUCCCUCAUGAAGGCUGGUGUUUACUCUUUGAGGAAAUGUACCGGCGGUGUCACAAUGCAGAACUUGUAAUGAAAGGGGAAGUGGCUCAGAUAAGGAACAUGAAUUUUUAUGUGAUGAUACAAAGGUACAAACUAUCAGACCAAGACCUCACACUGUAGGCACACACUCCUUCCUGGAUCAUUCGUCCUGUAUCCACACAUUGUAGCGUCUCUCCACGACCGUCAGCUCGUCAUCCCAAACAUACAUGUAUAACUGUGAUAAACGAUGUAAUCUUGCACGGGAGGAGCUCUCUAACCAAAGGGCAGAGGAACUGACACUACAAAGACUGUUUUAUAACGAUAUAAUAUAACGGGGGGUGGCUUUUAUUUGAUUUGAAAGUUGUUUUGCUUCUAUGUUUUAAUUGUUAUCUAGGACAAUGAUGUGUCCUAAUGCUGGAACUGGAUCAGUUGUGGUUCACUUCUCCUUCCCUGCUCCUUUUGUUCAGUUAAUCUUGACCAGAUUAUUCACCAAACCUGCCAUGCAGGCUGGUACGUCUUUAGAUUUUAGCUGCAGAACAGAACAAUAGGGCAGAGCAUGUUUCUCCUAGCUAACUCCCAGUAUGUUGACUGUUAAUGGUACUUUCUGGUCAGCCGAUGUGUAUAUGGGUACAUUAGUCAGGUCGUUUUGAUUUAACUGUUGUAUAUGUGGUACGUUGUCAGGCCAGCGCGAUAGCUCUAUGGUACACUGUCGUCGGCGCCUUUGGCCAUCAGCCUGGUCCCGUUCUGCUUUUGCACAUUGUUAAGGGUCAGAGAGAUAUUUAGGGACUAAUCUGAUGACGACAAUGAUGAGAAUGAUAUUGUACAUGAAUCUAGCGGUCUGUAUUUUGAUACUUGAAUGAUUUUUGCUUUUAUAGAUAUCUAUAUAUAUGUAUAUGUAUGUAUGUAAUUUUUGACGUUUGUCAAAAGAGAGAAAAGGACUAUGUCUUAUAAAGUUAAACAUAUCGUGAAUAAAUACCCUGUGAUUUAAAAAAAAAAAAAAA
Epinephelus moara (kelp grouper) is the source of this 5403-nucleotide messenger RNA. Its product is annotated as ankyrin repeat and SAM domain-containing protein 1A-like. The transcript is spliced from 28 exons. NCBI's taxonomy places the organism in Eukaryota, Metazoa, Chordata, Actinopteri, Perciformes, Serranidae. The record is from RefSeq and is a predicted model, not a curated record. Gene Ontology annotation, molecular function: protein binding. Gene Ontology annotation, cellular component: cytosol. The coding region runs from base 593 to 4105 and encodes 1170 amino acids.